This is a messenger RNA of Serpula lacrymans var. lacrymans S7.9, 456 nucleotides long. RefSeq lists its product as uncharacterized. The record is from RefSeq and is a predicted model, not a curated record. NCBI's taxonomy places the organism in Eukaryota, Fungi, Basidiomycota, Agaricomycetes, Boletales, Serpulaceae. The transcript has 4 exons. The coding region runs from base 1 to 456 and encodes 151 amino acids.
AUGCUUAUCGACGACGACGAUGAUCUACGACGUCAAUUUGCGAAUGCUAUGUUAUCCUUUGCGGGACAUGAGCAAUGCCUGAACAAAUUAAUAGGAUCUGGGUACUUAGCUGAUCUGCAGAAGAUGUUCCGUGAUCGUUUUUGGAUCAUACGUAAAACAUCUGUAAUAGCUGUUAUCAAAGUUAUACAAUGCAAGAAAUACCUGAGCAAGGUGCUAGAAUCUGGAUAUUUGAUUGAUUUUCAGAACAUGUUUGACGAUGAAGAUGAGGAAGUAAGAGAGGCUGCUGUGGAGGCAAUCGAAGCUUUGGUAUCCAAUGGUACUAAUGAAUGCCGAAGAAAAAUGAUGGACUUUGGAUACAUGGUCGAUCUUCAAAGCAUGUUAUUUGAUGACUAUUCAGAUGUAAGGAAAGUAGCUCAAAGGGCACUCGAAGCUUUUUCGCAGAAGAAAAGUUCCUGA